CCAUGUUGCGUUACGAUGAGAGGUACACACAUGUGCCAUACAAACUCGCGAAUAGUAUGGCAAAUGCUCGUUGGGGAGCUGGUUUCCCUUUUGGGGAUCUAACAACUCUGUGCACACGGCCGAAUCAGCUCAUGUGUAGCAGUGAGUGUCCUGCAUUCCAGCUUCCAGACAGGCGAGUAUUCGUCAGCUUCGUAAGUCUGUCCGGCACGGCAAGUACAUGCACAUAUUCUAGCUUGCUCUCCCGAUCGGGCUUGCUAUCAGCAGCCGCUCCAACCAACGGGAUCUCGAUCGUCAGCUUGCAUCAUAGCGGCUUGGCAGCAUCGACCGAACGACGUCCAUCGUGACGACACGUAAGUCACCAGCGACCCGGUUUCUUGUUGGCGUUCCAGCCUACCAACCACAAGGAGAGUCCUCUGGCCGCUGAGAAACAUGGCCUCGUGGGUUGGGAUGCGGGCAACGGCAACGCCGUCCCAGGUCGACGCUGUCGCCCGCGCCAUACGCAGUACCCCGAUCAUCGACCAUCAUGCGCAUCCCCUCCUCAAGCCGGAGGCUCUCAGCAAACACCCGCUGCUGUCCAUCACGACUGAGGCGAACGGGGAUGCCAUCCACUCGGCCACUACCUCGCUACCCCAUCUCCGCGCUGUCCGCCAGCUGGCCUCCGCCCUGAGCUGCGGCUUCACUUGGGAAUCGGUCGUGGCCGCCAUUGAAGAGAAACGUCUGUCUUGCCCCGAGGACUGGACGGCCGAAUGCCUGUCGGGUAUCGAGACCAUUCUGAUCGACGACGGGCUCGACAGUCAGGACGAUGCUAAUCCCUAUGCGUGGCACGACGACUACACGCGGAGCCGAUGCAAGCGCAUCGUGCGGAUCGAGAAGGUCGCUGCUGACCUCAUCCAUCGGAUUGGCAAAGCACGGCAAGGGGCAGACUUUACGAUCGAAGUGUUGGAUGAGGCGUGGGAAGAAUUCAAGCGCGACUUCAAGACCGUGAUGUUGACGGCCCUUGACGAUCCUGAUGUGGUUGGGUUCAAGUCGGUGAUAUGUUAUCGGACCGGGCUCGACAUUGUGAGCGCGGAUGGCUUCGCUGGCCUUUCCGAAGGGAGCGAAGUGUUCCAGAAUAUCAUCAAGACGUAUGAGUCUUCGGGCUUUGAGAGAGUGCAGGCGAAGGGCUUGAACGACUGGCUGGUUCACUAUACGGCCCAACUCAUCCGCGACAAUCCAACGGGGCAGAAGAAGCCCAUCCAGUUCCAUACCGGCCUGGGCGACAACGACCUAACCCUGCUCAAAUCGUCCCCGUCUCAUCUCCAGGACUUCAUCCGGACGUACGAGACGGUUCCCAUCGUGCUCCUCCACGCUGGUUACCCCUUCACUCGCGAGAUCGGGUACUUGGCAUCGGUCUAUGGGAACGUCUACGCAGACAUUGGGGAAGUGUUCCCCUGUGUGAGCCAGGAUGGCCAGGAGCGGAUUCUGCGGGAGAUACUAGAGCUCUGCCCGUGGUCCAAGAUCCUGUGGAGCACAGAUGGGCACUGGUUUCCCGAGACAUACCUGCUCGCCCUUAAGCAGAUGCGGGAAGUUUUCGAGACGGUCCUGUGCGACUAUGUCCGCAAAGGACACAUGGGCUGGAGGGCCGCAAUCGACCUCGUACGAGAUGUUCUUUUCAGAAACGCCAACAAGCUGUAUCAUCUGGAAGUUGAGUUCUCUGAGCUGGAGGAAGAGAUGGGUCUGGCGCCGGGUGUCUACCUCAGUGAUGCUGAGAUCCUUCGGGCCUUUUUGAAGACCCAGCCGGCUCCUGACUUUGUUAGGAUCUGCUGGAACGACUUUACCGCGACACAGCGAAUGCGGAUGAUCCCCUUCAGGAAGCUUACGACGCUCCUGAACGAGGGCAAAUCGACAGACAUCGGCAUCACCAAGGCUGUAUUCGGCUUGCUCCAGAACGACUCGUUGCUACCGGGCGUAUAUCCGACAGGUGAAUACCGUCUCCACCCGGAUUUCUCCUCGCUCAAGAAGGGCCCGGUCGAGGGACAUAUCAGCAUGAACGGCGAAUUCCGCGAGCAGUCCGGCGCUCGGGUGCCCUUUUGCCCCCGCUCGACCCUUCAACGGGCCGUCGAUUUCGGCGCGGAGAAUGGGUUGUCCUUCCUUAUCGGCUUCGAAAUCGAGUUCGUCCUCAUCGAGCGCGUCGAGUCCAACAAGCCAGGCACCACAACCCGCUACUCAACCCUCACCACGGACGGCCACGCUUGGUCUGUCAGCCGCUACUUCGCCGAUCCCAAGAUCUCCGCACUCCUCCGCGACAUGGUCUCCGCGCUCGAGGACACGGGCAUCUACGCCGAGCAGGUCCACGCGGAGAGCGCCCCGGGGCAAUUCGAGCUCGUCCUGCCGCCGUACCCGCCCGUCGAAGCCGUCGACACCCUCCUCCACGCGCGCGACGUCAUGUCCGCCCUCGCCACAGCAGCCGGGUUCAGGCUCACGCUACACCCGAAACCCUUCGCCCACGCGACGGGCACCGCCUCGCAUAUGCACCUGUCCAUCACUUCGCCCAACGCCAACGGCGACAAGCCGGAGGUAUACCAGCCCUUCUACGCGGGCGUCCUGAAACACCUCCGCGCGGUCCUGGCCUUCACCUACGCUAACCCGGCCAGCUACGAGCGCAUGUCGGACGGGACCUGGUCCGGUGGCCGGUGGGUGACGUGGGGCACGCAGAACAGGGAGGCGGCGCUGCGCAAGAUCGAGGGCUCGCACUGGGAGCUGAAGUGCCUCGACGGGCUGGCCAACCCUUACCUUGCCGUCGCGGCCGUGCUCUUCGCGGGCGUGAACGGGUUCGCGGAUCGCGAGGCGUUCAACUGGGACGACUGCGAGAUCGAUCCGGCCAAGCUGACCGAGAAUGACCGCAAGGAGCUCGGGGUGACACAGAUGCUGCCUGGCAGUGUGGAGGAGGGGCUGGCGGCGCUGAAGGAGGAUGAGGAGUUGGUUGAGUUGAUGGGGCCUGAGUUGGUGGAGCGGUAUGUUGCGCUCAAGGAGUUUGAGCUGAACUUUCUCGGCGAGAUGGGAGAUGAAGAGCGGCGGCAGUGGUUGAUGGAGCGGUAUUAAUCUGGUAAGGGAUCUUUGCUCCUCUAGCCGCUUGGUGGCGUUGAGUGAGUUUUCCCCUGAUGUUACUAGGGGAAGAACCGGAUGUGUUGGUGUCUUUGGGACUGGCAAGAAUGAACAGCGAUGUUUUAUGACUUGUACUCCGCCGAGAAAUAACAAUGCAAUGCAA
Chaetomium strumarium is the source of this 3247-nucleotide messenger RNA. RefSeq lists its product as uncharacterized. Lineage: Eukaryota; Fungi; Ascomycota; Sordariomycetes; Sordariales; Chaetomiaceae. Gene Ontology annotation, molecular function: hydrolase activity; glutamine synthetase activity. The coding region runs from base 430 to 3081 and encodes 883 amino acids. The record is from RefSeq and is a predicted model, not a curated record. The transcript is spliced from 2 exons.